UCGGAGAAGGAUCAGUUUGCCACUUUACGCGCUGAGAUGAGGGGGUUCACGCUGAAUAACGUUUGCCAGUGUGGCUUAUUUACUUAUCUGGUCCUUUUUUCCUUCAUGUCUUUUACCGCUGCAGUCAGUUUCGACCUGACUGAGCUUAGGAAUAAAGUAGCAAAAAUUAAAGUGAAUCCAAGAGGCAAUCUGUGGGCUACAGGACACUUCAUGGGGAAGAAGAGCGUGGUGGAUGCCCCCCUGAUGCCUUCAGCGGAGGGGCGGGAUGCGCUGGAAGUCUCCCUCCCGGGGGAGCAGAACGCGCUCGAGGAGCUUUUCCAAGAGUUUCUGCGGGUGGCGAUACAAACGCAGGUGGACACGCAAGAGAGCCGCUCGAAAAACCAGGAGGCGGACUUGUUGAUGAAGAUUUUAGAAAGCUACAUCCAAAGCAGAAAGUGAUACAGGAGGAGAAAAGUGUGGCACGCAUGAACAACCUGAGCUCCACUGUUAAAAUAAAUCAGACAACAGAAUAAACAGUCUCCUGCUCAUCAUGAUUGUAAUUCUCUGUGACUGUAUCACUAAUACUUCUGCAGCUCAUGUGCCAUUUGCAAUACAAUGUAAAUGGGAUUUAUUUUCAAUUGAUUUUGAAGAUUAAG
Molecule: messenger RNA, 635 nt
Organism: Paralichthys olivaceus (Japanese flounder)
Lineage: Eukaryota; Metazoa; Chordata; Actinopteri; Pleuronectiformes; Paralichthyidae
Gene: nmbb
Product: neuromedin Bb
Biological process (GO): neuropeptide signaling pathway; positive regulation of hormone secretion
Cellular component (GO): neuron projection
Molecular function (GO): neuropeptide hormone activity; neuromedin B receptor binding
Source: RefSeq, a predicted model, not a curated record